CUCAGAGGAGAAACCGCUGCAGCUGUAAACAUCUUUGUUAUAACAGACACAAUGGCAUGUAUGGUAGCACUGAGAGGACUCAUCCUCGUCUGCCUGCUUCAGCUGAGUGUUCAAGUGGAUGUGAACCCAGCCGUCCUUGCUAAAAUAAUUCAGUAUUUUGACAAAAAUGUUCAACCAAAGUCUGGUGCUCAGUAUGCAAUAGCGAUCAGUCUCUCAAAGGAACAGUGCACAGAUGAAACUUUUUCUAUUAAGACUGUGUUCAGCAAAGAAGAGGCUAAAAUAGUAAAAGACACAAUUAAUUGUGAUAGUCAAAUAUGUGAACUCUUUACAGACUCAAUAAAUGUAAUUGCUGCAAGGCCAGAUUUAAAAAACCCCAAUGACCAUUCUGAGUAUCGUCUGCUAUAUAAUAAGAAUAAUGGUUUUCCUGAUUCUCCUAUGGACAAACUUUUAAGAAAUGCAAAUGAAAACAGCUGUGUGGUUUUCUAUACUUUCAACUCACCAUGUGUGGAGAGGUGCAUUGAUGGUAACAAGAAUAUUUUGGAGGGCCUUUCAAACUGGAAAAAUAAGCAAAAAGAGGGAGUAAAUGUUUUUGUCUUUCGAAACAUCUGGCAUAUUGAUUUGAAAGAAGAUUUGACCCAAAAAUUCCAAAAGAUUGAUAAUAUAGUGCCCCUUUAUCGAUGUCAUGGAGCUGAACAAUUUAACUGCAUUAAAUGUGGGGAUGAUAACCAUCAGAUACAGCGUGACUGUGUGACGAAGAAAAAAAGCAAUUGCCUGUCUGUAUGUGUUAUACAACAUUUACUGAAUUACAUUUCUGGCAUGUUUUGAACUGAUUUAAAUGCUUCCAUUUGCUGAUUAAAAUGCUUAGUAAUGAUGGAUCUGGGGGUGUUUAGGGGUGUGCAGAUCUUGAUUUACCUGCAAUAUUGUGAUGAGAGGUAACUGCUG
Paramisgurnus dabryanus is the source of this 942-nucleotide messenger RNA. RefSeq lists its product as uncharacterized. NCBI's taxonomy places the organism in Eukaryota, Metazoa, Chordata, Actinopteri, Cypriniformes, Cobitidae. The record is from RefSeq and is a predicted model, not a curated record.